AUGAUCAGAUCGUACGAUCUAAUUGUGUGCUUAAAAUGGGUAACAACAACAACAACAACAAUCUCUCCAUCUCCAGCAGCAGCAGUAGCAACAACUACAAUCACAACACCACCAAUAGGAGCAGUCUUUCAACCAUUCAUUGGCAAUCGCGUUAAACCAACAUAUCCAUUAAGACAAGUUCAACGCAUUAGAAAACAAAUAUCAUCCACGUUAAAUAGACAUACAAGUGGCGACCAAGAACUAGAAUCAGAGGUUUUAAGAAGUUUCAGCAUAUCUAAACAUGGAAGAGGUAUCAAGAGGUUGCUCGAUCCCAAAGGAGAAAAGAUCUACAAUGAUGGUACAGUUUUUAUGGCAACAGAGAUUAUAGUUGUCUCAACAUCAUUAGAAAGAUGCACAAGGAAGCAAAAGAUGGGAAAAAAGAUCAUUUUACUAAAACACAUAUCACCAUUUCAUACUGCUUCACAACUAAGAGAUUUUGGUUUCAAAUUUGCAAAUGAUGCCAACAAAAAGAAAAUAAUGGAGGAUAUUAAAGAAUUUUAUGCUCAAACAACGAUUACAGAACCUUCUUCAAAAUGUAGCACAAAGAACCAAAAGGAUGCCAACAAUAGGACAGUAAGAGUAUCGACACCAAUAAGAAAGCUACUGUGCCCAUCAAUUGCACAGGCAUAUUCUUAUUAUGUUGAAUUUAUUGCGAUACUAAUUUUGGAUUAUAAAUUCAUAAUUUUAACCAUAUUUGGAUUGAAAUUAUAUGCAAACAUAGCUCAUAGAAAAUGGAUCAAUGGAAAAAGAUUGGUUGCAUCACAAGGUAUUCCACUUCCAUCACUAUUUUGGAUUAUCAAUUGUCCAUCUAACAAACAACAGAUUCUACAUGGAUGA
This is a messenger RNA of Cavenderia fasciculata, 876 nucleotides long. RefSeq lists its product as uncharacterized. The record is from RefSeq and is a predicted model, not a curated record. The transcript has 4 exons. The coding region runs from base 1 to 876 and encodes 291 amino acids. Lineage: Eukaryota; Evosea; Eumycetozoa; Acytosteliales; Cavenderiaceae.